UUCAUUCCCACAAUUAGGGUCCUUGCACCAGUCAAGCUUUUGUGUCAAACGAACACCACACAAACCUUAGACAAAGCCCCUUUUUUUGGUACAUCAACUACCAAGCUAGUACGUUGAGCCAUGAAGGUUGGGAGGCAGAUGAAGCAGAUGGGGAAGCUGAACAAGGCGCUCAAGGAGCAGAGGGCCAAGCUCUACAUCAUCCAUCGCUGCGUCGUCAUGCUCCUCCGCUGGAGUGAUUGAUUGAACCAUCCGUCGAUCUGUGGCACCACAGAUCGAUCGGCGAUCAAUCGUUUGUUUCAGCCGAUCAAUCCCUUCUGUUUUUGGAUCUUUUUUCGCCCCGCCGAUGAUCCAUUCGGCGGGGCUGCAGAUUCCAGCGGCAUGGCUGCUAAUGUACGUGCAUGAAUGGAUGUUGUAUUCGUUCGCGCAUAUGCAUUGAGCUUCCUAUGCUUGCAUUUUAGGAGGGGUUGAUCGGUUGAUGGGUUGAAGUUUUCCUUUCCAUUUGUUUUUUUACCACCUGCCUCUUCGGAGGCAUGGGUGUGAGGAGAGGACGCCGGAGCACUGAGCUACAAAGGUUGAUGUGCUUCCCAGUUUCUCUUCCACAAAUGGAGAAGGUUGAUAUAGAUGCCAGUGCAUUUCGUUGCUGCGACUCGAGUUCAGUUGGCUACAAAUGUUGUCGAUGCUGAUCACAUGCAUGAUUCUGAAGAAGAUCAAGAGGAAGAUUAAAUAAGACACUGGCCUCAUGGAUUAUUCAGCUACAAUGUUGCUUUUGGUUCCGAUGAAUUCGAUCCUUGUGUUGUAAUGUUGCUUUCCAGGACAUGGUUUCUGUUCUUGUGGUCGCACUGUAGCUGGUUCACCCCAGCAUGACGAUUUAUCUAUCUGUUAAAUAAAAAUAAACGCUGGCCUAUGAA
This is a messenger RNA of Hordeum vulgare subsp. vulgare (domesticated barley), 908 nucleotides long. Its product is annotated as small polypeptide ROTUNDIFOLIA LIKE 2-like. NCBI's taxonomy places the organism in Eukaryota, Viridiplantae, Streptophyta, Magnoliopsida, Poales, Poaceae. The transcript has a single exon. The record is from RefSeq and is a predicted model, not a curated record. Gene Ontology annotation, biological process: negative regulation of cell population proliferation. Bases 121 to 240 code for a protein of 39 amino acids.